AUGACGACGCAUACGUACCGCUCAGUCGACUUCUGGGCGCCGGCACUGCACCCCAACACUCUCCUGCAUGUCGCUGUGCCGGAGCCGGGACCGAGCCGGGACCCGAUCGUGCGCCACUUUGCGAUCAAGCACGGCGACCACGAGGCUGUCUCCGUGGUCAAGAAGAUGACCCGGACAGAGGGUGGACUACUCCUCGUUGACGACUCGUUCAAGGUUACGCAGGUCUCCGUGCCGACAGAGGAGGCGCCGAUUCCGACAGUCUCGGCUCAAGUCAAGGCCAAGAUCCCCGCGAAGGGAACAGUCAUGUGGUCUGGUCUCUCGACGGUGCAGGGCAAGGCGAUUUCUUCGCUCACCUCUGGCCGAGUAAACCUGUUCAAUGAUGACCUGAGCUCGGAGAGCUUGAAGCUUGGCGCACCGGCGCUGACGCUGUCGACGAUUGAGGGCUCGUCUCACUUCGCUGUUGCGGGCAAGGAACUCGAGGUGACUAUUCUCGAUGCUGAACGGGCAUUCUCCCCUUCUUCUGGUAAGAGGAAAGCGGACGAGGCGCUUCCGGGAGAGAUCUGGCGUGCGAAGAACCUCCCCCACAACCACCUCCGUCUCCGUCAACCCAUCUACCACCUCGCCUCCACCUUCCUCGACACGCCUUCCUCCCUCCUCACCGGCACCAAGGCCGGCCAGAUUAGGCGGUACGACACACGGCAGCGGAAGCCGGUGCACAACUGGGCCGUGGGCAAGGAGGCUGCGGGCGUGCAGGGCCUCGUGUACGGCGGCGAGCACGAGGUCUUCUUCUCCGAUCUGGCCAACACCCUCGGCGCCCUCGGCCUCCGCACCGGCAAGGUGCUGUACCAGGUGCCGAACCUGAGUGCGACGACAAACUGGAUGACGACGCUGCCGCACGAGAUGGAGGACGGAAAGAAGUUUGCCGCCGACACGCUGCCGAAAUCAAGCUUUGCUGGUCUCGCUGCCAUUGCCUCCGACGCCACGCUGCGUGUCUGCCAGACGACGCCGCCGCCGAGCGACGGACCCGUCAAGGGCAACUGGAACACGAGCGGCAGCAAGAAGUCGGCCGUGCUCGCGUCCGUCGGUGGCGUCGGUGUUGGAAGCUGCGUCUUUGACGGCUUCGGCACGCACACCGAGGUCAUUGAGAAGAAGGAGAAGGAGCGCAAGGAGGGCGACGACGAGGAUGACAUCUCGGACGAGGAGGUCGAUGACGAUGAGGAGGAGGAGAUGUGGGAAGGAAUGGGCGAGGCCGAGGAGGGAAGCGAUGAGGAGGAGGAGGAAUCUGACGAGGAAGAGGACGAGCCGGCGCGCAAGCGCCGGAAGUAG
This is a messenger RNA of Trichosporon asahii var. asahii CBS 2479, 1326 nucleotides long. RefSeq lists its product as uncharacterized. The record is from RefSeq and is a predicted model, not a curated record. The transcript is spliced from 2 exons. Gene Ontology annotation, cellular component: preribosome, large subunit precursor; nucleolus. The coding region runs from base 1 to 1326 and encodes 441 amino acids. NCBI's taxonomy places the organism in Eukaryota, Fungi, Basidiomycota, Tremellomycetes, Trichosporonales, Trichosporonaceae. Gene Ontology annotation, biological process: ribosomal large subunit biogenesis.